Molecule: messenger RNA, 648 nt
Organism: Eutrema salsugineum
Lineage: Eukaryota; Viridiplantae; Streptophyta; Magnoliopsida; Brassicales; Brassicaceae
Exons: 4
Coding region: 1-561 (186 amino acids)
Source: RefSeq, a predicted model, not a curated record
AUGGGCCCUAAACUCUGUUCCUUUAAUCUCCCAUUCUUAUUCUUAGGCUUCCCUGAAAAGAAAUUGCCAUGCCGCAACAUUUCUGGAAUGAGCUGCGAAGAGUACAUGUCGUGUUCAGCAUGGGACAUGGUCGGAUACAGACAACUGGGUCUAUCAUCCGGUUCGGGUCCACCCAUGUGCUGUGCGGUCGGAUUUGAAUCCGUGAAAGCAAUUAAUCUAAGUAAGUUGGAGUGUGAAGGAUACAUUAGUGCAUACAAUCUCGCACCGUUGAAGCUCAGAGGACCUUCUGAUUGGGCUUAUGGUAUACGAGUCAAGUACGAGCUACAAGGAAGUGAUGCCUUUUGUCGCGCGUGUGUUGCAACUUCAGGGACUUGUGGCUACGAAUCUACCGAUGGUGGAGGGCUUAGGCAUCUUUGCAUCUGCGACCACCACAAUUCUACCACAAACUGUGACUCAGUUAUAACACCAACCGGUGCAUCUUCAAGUGUUCGACCAAAACUUAUGGGAUCACUGAUCUUCUUUUUCAUAACUAUGAACAUAAACCUUCAAAGAAGACAAUGAGUUACUCAUUAAUAAAGACAAACUAUCGCUUAUAUACAGAAGAACCCAAAAAACUUAUAUUGAUUAGAAUCAUAUAUAUGCCUGGAC